Messenger RNA from Eutrema salsugineum, 1724 nucleotides. RefSeq lists its product as uncharacterized. Gene Ontology annotation, biological process: recombinational repair. Bases 152 to 1600 code for a protein of 482 amino acids. The transcript has 7 exons. NCBI's taxonomy places the organism in Eukaryota, Viridiplantae, Streptophyta, Magnoliopsida, Brassicales, Brassicaceae. The record is from RefSeq and is a predicted model, not a curated record.
AUCGCCUCGCUUUGCCGCCUCGUCGUCGCCGUCGUUUUUGUCGCUGUAGCUAAUUCACCUUCAACGACGGAAAGUGUGGAGUUUCUUCUGGUGUAAAACUUGGUAACAAGAGGGUAUGCGUGGAUGAAUCUUCUUCCUAAAUGUUUGUGUGAUGAGAGAGAUAAAUUCCCAAGAAGAAGUAGAGCAAUGGGAAGCUCUUGACCUCGAUGAUUCUGAGCUUCCGACUUUUCUCCGUCCUUGCAAACGCAAAUCUCCAUCGAAGUCUCUGCAAACGCCGGUGCAGCAACAGAAUCCAAAGGAAGGUUUUGAUAGCAACACAAAUCAUCGUCGGACUCUUCGCCGCUGCUCCUCGCCGGAUCAUCUUCUUGAGGAUAGUUAUUCUCGAAACUUAGUUCCAGGACCUGCCGGAACUGUUCAAGUUGCAAUCCGCAGAAAGAUGAAUAAAGAUCCUGGAUCGUUUAAUGAGCAUGGUGAACCAAUUUCAACUCAAGAGUUCAUACGUAAGGCUGUGGAAGAGCCUGAUUGGGAAGAUAAGGAUUUUUCUGAGGACCCUUGGGUCUCUGCUGUUGAUUACAUUCGAAGUGAAGGUUUGUUGAGCAAUGGUGAAAAUGCUAUUGGGACACCAGUGAGCGAGAUUAAGAGCGGAUGUGGCAGUUGGUGUAAGGUCGAUCAGGUCGUGGCAAUCGUCAAAACUUGCACUCCAAAUGGUCUAGGUGAUGUCAUGGUGACUCUUAAGGAUCCCACUGGAACAAUCGAUGCCAGUGUGCACAGGAAAGUUAUUUCAGAGAGUGAGUUUGGAAGCGAUAUACGAGUUGGUGCAGUGGUGAUACUUAAUAAGGUUGGAGUCUGUUCACCCUCACGGUCGUCACGCUAUCUUAAUAUAACGCUGAAGAACAUCACCAAGGUUAUCACAAAGGAUACUCCUGUUGUACCAAGGCAUAGCCAUUCUGAAACGAGUGCCAAGAAUCCUGUUACAGUGAAUGGUAGGAAAGAUGCAAAUUUUCUUUCGAGUUUCUUCCUUAGUUUGAUCGAGAAACUCAAACACUUAACUUGGUCUUGUAUGAUGAUAUAUCUAACAGAAAAUGAGGAAGAUUUUCAAAUGCAACCCAAAGUGUUCCCUACGGAGCAAGUAACUACUCAAGAAAUCAUGAACAGUCUCAGAAAAAAUGCAAGAGAAAGCAGUGAAGCACUCGGUGAUGUAGAAAUGGAAGAAAUGGAUUCAGCAGAAGGAAGCAGCAACACCUGGUUAAAAGGUGCGACCAAAAACCAGUGUGAAGUUAGAAUGGAGAAGACCCUCUUGGGAAAGCAUGCUUCAAUCAGCCAAACAGAAAUCGCAGCAAACAGGACAACCUCAAUUACUCAAGAGCAGCAACUGCAAGAAGAUGUAGCUAGUGGAACCGGUACGGCCGAUGACUUUAGACCGGUGAAAAAGAUCAGUAGAAGUCGUGAACCGCUGAGUGGUGAGCUAGAGAGUGCAAUAGGGAACUGUGAUGAUGUUACAUGUGGAUCUAAGGUCAACAAAUCUCAGCCCAUGGCGUCUUCCAGCUUAGUUCCACAGUGGACCGAUGAGCAACUUGAAGAACUCUUUGAUUUUGACUAAAAAUGGAGGUUUCGGUUGAACAGUCCCACCUGGAAGAUAGAGAGAUAGAGCAAUUAAUUUGGAAUGCUGAAACUAUUGACAGAAAGUUUCAACUUUGUUUCUUGUUUUCUCUAACUCCGUUAAC